AACCGGAAACAAUUGUCAACAUCGUCAGGGAAGUCGUGCGGUAGUAAAGCGAAGACAACCGUCCACAAAAUGAUAAGGUCGUAGUGUAGGUUAUUUUUGUUGUCAUGACAGAGAUGUUGUCCUCGCUGUAUGGUCAGCCUGACUCACAGGGUCCAGCAGGGCCAUCUGCGCUCGCCUUUGGAUCUGGGAAGCCUCGGGUAACGUUAUCCCAAAACAUGGGUCCGAUGUGUUUCCCUCAUCAGAUGGUGGAUGAAAGGGGUCCGAUCAGAACACCCGCCGCGAUGAACGAGCCUUUCUACAUGCUGCAAGAACUGCCCAUGGAGAAUGAGCUGACGGGAGACACGAAUCUCAUCACACACUACAACCUGGAGCACGCUUAUAACAAGUUCUGCGGGAAGAAGGUGAAGGAGAAACUCAGCAACUUUCUCCCUGAGCUUCCUGGUAUGAUCGACAGCCCAAGCAUUCAGGACAACAGCUCUAUGCGAUCUCUCAUUGAGAAGCCACCAGUGUGCAACAACUCGUUCAGUCCUCUCACUGGGGCUAUGCUGACUGGCUUCAGGCUACACACCGGCCCUUUACCAGAGCAGUACAGACUGAUGCAUAUUCAACCACAGAAGAAGAAGAACAAGCACAAGCAUAAACAUCAUCGGCCUCAGGAUCCCUUACCACCAGAAAUGCCAUCAGAUUCAGACCAUAAGAAGAAGAAGAAGAAGAAGGACGAUGACCCAGACAGAAAGAAAAAGAAGAAAGAUAAGAAGAAGAAGAAGAAUCGCCAUAGCCCUGAUCAGCCAGGCAUGACUGGGGCUCAGCCCAGCAGCAGCUUGAGAUGAGAACUGCCUCGGUGGCAGGAAAAACUAGAUGAAAAACAAGCUGGAUAAUUGGGCCUUUUCUGGGACCUCACAGAUUUAAUGUUACAGUGGGUCAGAUGGCAGAUGUGUGUAUAUAUGUGUAAGAGUAUAUGUAAUGUACCAGA
Molecule: messenger RNA, 973 nt
Organism: Carassius carassius (crucian carp)
Lineage: Eukaryota; Metazoa; Chordata; Actinopteri; Cypriniformes; Cyprinidae
Product: mediator of RNA polymerase II transcription subunit 19-B-like
Exons: 6
Coding region: 105-830 (241 amino acids)
Biological process (GO): positive regulation of transcription by RNA polymerase II
Cellular component (GO): mediator complex
Molecular function (GO): transcription factor binding; transcription coregulator activity
Source: RefSeq, a predicted model, not a curated record